Messenger RNA from Camellia sinensis, 543 nucleotides. NCBI's taxonomy places the organism in Eukaryota, Viridiplantae, Streptophyta, Magnoliopsida, Ericales, Theaceae. The record is from RefSeq and is a predicted model, not a curated record.
AUGGGUUUUAGAAGACCUUUGCGGGUCUGGGAGGAGGAAGAAGCUAACAGACUUUUUAAUUUGCUGUUCAAUGCACCAUCACUAUGUCCUACCAGAUCUAAUAAGCUCAAGUGGGGUGCAGAUCCAGCUGCUUUUUUCACUGUUUAUCAAUUUUAUAAUUGGAUUGAAUCUCAUCUAGGACCUAUUAUACCAGUGGCUGCCUCAAUUUGGAAUAACUUUGCCCCUCCCAAAGUGCAAUCCUUUGGGUGGCUGGCUUGGCUGGGAAAAAUUAAAACUUCUAAUUUCCUCCAUAGAAUUGGUAUACUGCUAGGGAAUGCAAAUCUUGAUUGUGUUUUCUGUCAUAAUGAGGUUGAAAUUGUGGAACAUCUUCUCCUUUACUGCCCUUUUGUUUCGUUGCUUUGGUCCAACAUUGUUAGAUGGUGGGGUAUGCAGUGGGUGUUACCAGGUUCAGUGACUGGAUUGUUGCGUUGGUGGUCUAGUUGUAGGAUGAAGAAGUUGGAGAAGAAAAUUUGGAUGGUUCUACCUUUGGAAGCACUGAAAUGA